GCAAGAGCUAAACCCUAAUCUUCUUUGAUUUUUUCUUCUUCUUCUUCUUCUCUCGAUCACCGUUGAAACAAUGAGCAGAAAAUUCAGAGAUGGUGAAGUACGCGACUUCUGGGAUUUGAAGGAUUUCCCAGUCCCUAAGGGUCGCAAGAUUCGUGACAUUAUUGAUUCUGUUCUUAUGAGACGGGGUUAUAUAGGUGAGGUCUCAAUCACGGCUUAUGGUGAGAAGGAUCCUGAAGACAAUCCUCUGGAGAAUGGAAUCACCUUCGUACACAGAAGGGAUAAAUAUUGGAGGCUUAAUAAGAUAUUAGUAGAUUUUGCUUUGGCCGCAGCGGACAAUCAUGAGCCCCAUCUUGUACAAUUAACUUUGAUGGUAGUCGCAGAAAACAUCAAGAAAGAUACCGAGUUCUUCCAUCUUCUACGAAACGUGAAUUCUAUAAGGUUCAAUGUCUUAUUAGUAGUCCCUGAUGUGUGCCACCCAGAAGAAGUGCCACUUCCUUUUGUUAGCUUAGCUUGGCGUUGGACAGACCUACUACAGGGAGGAGAUCCUAUGCCUGAAACCGAAUUACUCGCCCUAUUAGAUCGAGGGAAACAAGAGUUUAUCUGGUGAUUAUGAACAUGAUAGGUACGUACGCUGAUGAUAUGGUGAUGCUGGGCUCCAUCUAAAGUAAUGUCGUUAUAUCAAUAUGAUCGAUACUUUCGAUUUUAAAAGGCUCUGGUGGUUUUGUGUACGAAAUUUCAUGUUAUCAUUCUUGUCUUAAACCAUGAUUUGUUUUGAGUUCAAGUGAUAUUUUGUACGGUUUUAAUUACGUACGUUUGCUC
Camelina sativa (false flax) is the source of this 819-nucleotide messenger RNA. RefSeq lists its product as uncharacterized. Gene Ontology annotation, biological process: regulation of gene expression. The record is from RefSeq and is a predicted model, not a curated record. Gene Ontology annotation, cellular component: peroxisome. NCBI's taxonomy places the organism in Eukaryota, Viridiplantae, Streptophyta, Magnoliopsida, Brassicales, Brassicaceae.